UGCUGGGAUGAUGUCUCUCACAGCUUGCUGUCCCUAAGCUCUUAUGCUACCAGAUUCAGAGAAAAUAUUAUGCAGAUCUGCAGGUUCAUCCGAAAUAAAGAGAAAAUGAUAAGACAGUGUCACAGUGAUCUGAUGUCAUCUAAAUCUACCCAAGAGCACACUUCAGGUUGUAGACAACCUCCAGCUGUCUUAAAAUUAAAUGAGGAAAAAGACACAUUUAUGUCAUCCAUCAAUAUGAGUAGAUGUGGGAGAUUUACUCAGGACUUGAAGGAAGAACAGCAGCAACUAAGAAGAAAGAUUAACAGCCGGGAAAGGAAAAGAAUGCAAGACUUGAACCUUGCAAUGGAUGCUCUGAGAGAAGUUAUCAUGCCAUAUUCAGCAACGCAUUGCCAGAGCUCACCAGGAAGGAAGCUUUCCAAGAUUGCAACACUUCUCUUGGCCAGGAAUUACAUUCUGUUGCUGGGUAGCUCACUUCAAGAGUUAAGGAGGAUCAUUGGGGACAUUAGUGGACCUGGGCCCAGAUUGCUUCUAGCAGGGUUGCCCAUCUUUGCAGCCCCAGGAUCUAUGUUUUUAACACCAGUAGCCAACAACAGUCCAGAUCCCCAGAGGUCCAACAAGUUUCAGCCUUUAUCCUUGGAGGAUCAACAAUGCUCAGCAUUUAAUUUGCCGGGAGGGACCAACCUUUGUACUUGCUCUAUUUGUCGGUUCACCCACUUCAUUCCUUCCAAUCUCAGCAUCAAAGGUGUGCAGUUUUCCAAAUAG
This is a messenger RNA of Bombina bombina (fire-bellied toad), 762 nucleotides long. It is a transcript of the gene OLIG1, whose product is annotated as oligodendrocyte transcription factor 1. Gene Ontology annotation, molecular function: protein dimerization activity. The transcript has a single exon. Lineage: Eukaryota; Metazoa; Chordata; Amphibia; Anura; Bombinatoridae. Bases 70 to 762 code for a protein of 230 amino acids. The record is from RefSeq and is a predicted model, not a curated record.